AUGAGACGUGGCUCGGUAAAUACAUGGGAGUCUUUCGGUCGUCGGAAUUCGGAAAAUAUGGCGCAAUUUUCGAGUAAUCGCCACGAAUUUAUGACAAGUGAGCCAGGAAUGAGUGGCAUUGAAUACCAGCGUGAAGGAGGGUUCUUUUUAUCACACAGAAAACUUGCCAUUGUUAUAACAGCUAUUUUUCUUUUGCUUGUUGCUGUUGGAUUUAUUGGAGCUUAUGCUGGAGCAUUCCCACGUAAAAAGAUAGAAUUUGAUACAACCGCGCUUAUUGCUGAAGAUGAAGGCUCGGAACCGGCUGACGCUGAAAAGUAUUCCCUCUCAAAAUGGGUAUUUCCCUCAAGGUAUCUCAUAAAGUUGACGCCGAUUGUUGAAGAUAAUAAAGUUUCCCGAGUUCAGGGCCGAGUCAUUAUAGAGUUUAUCUACAAUGGAACCAAAGAACUUAAUAACAUUGUCUUGAAUGCCAAACACAUAAAUAUUUCACAGAUAAGGAUGUGGCCGCUUGACAAUAAAUUCAAUGAUGACAAUGUUAACAAUAAUAGCAACACUACAACAGAUUUACCUAUAAAUACAAAUGACACAACAUCUCAACCAGCAGAUUUUCCUAAAAGUAUUUUCAAAUUAUUUUAUUUAUAUAAUUAUUGCUUAAUACUUUUUUUUUGAUAAUUAUUUACAAAUGGGGCCAUAACUAGGUGAAAAAUUAACAUUUUCAAUUUUUUUUUAUUCUGCUUGUUUUUAUGGUGCAUUUAUGAUAAAAAAUGUCGUGAAAGAAAAAAAAUAAAGAUUUUAAUAGCUUUUUUGCCUUCAAAAGUUGGAAAAAAUUUUGGCUCUCAUGUUAUUGGAUAAAAUUUCUAUUUUAUCUUUUUUUGAUAUAUUUUUUUUUUUAAAAGUACAUAAAAAAAAAAAUAUAUCAAUAAAAUCAAAUAGAAAUUUCGUUCAAAAAAAUAAAAAUUAAAAUGGUUGACCUCACUUGUAAAUAUUUACCUUUUUUUUUACAAUAAAUUAUUUACAGGCGAAAAUUCGAGUAAAAUUUUUGAAUCUCUGGAAAGAAAUUCCCGUUCUGCUGAUAAUCAAUCGGAUAUACAAAGUAAUUUCUCCGAAAUAACAAACAGCUCAGAGCCAACUUUUAAAAUCAUUGAAAAUAAUGAUGAUGAUAAAUCAAAAAUAGCAAACGAUGAACUUAAUAUUGAAGAGAUAAAUAUAACUGAAAGCAAAGUUGAUGAAGCACACGGUAUUCUAACAAUUACUCCAGUUUCGGGGAUAAAACCCGGAAAUUACUCUCUGGAAAUAAUCUACGAAGUUCAAACUGACAAUCGAACAUUACUUGUCACUAAUUUUAGUGAUAGAGAUUCUGAUCGGUGGGUAAUGGCCAGCAGAUUAAAACCUACCAAUGCGCGUCGACUUGUUCCUAUUUUUGACGAUGUUAAAUUAAAAGCACGAUAUGUAAUCUCAAUUGCUCAUCCGAUUGGAAUGGUUGCACUUUCAAACACUCGGAAGAUGUACAAUGCAAGCCUACCAAAUAACUGGAUAGUUGACACAUUUGAAGAGACUCCACUCCUUUCACCCCACAGUCUCGCGGUAAUUCAAGGUCACUUGACAUCAGUCAGCAGCAGAACUAUCAAAAGCGGGUCGGGAAAGGGGGAGGAGAUUCAAAUAAAUUUCUGGAGCGAAAAAGGGGAAAAUUUGAUCCCGAGUUACUUGCAUAGUAUGAUUAAUCAAGUAAUUAUAAGUUUCCAACAAUUGUUUUCAGUUAAAUUUCCUAUGAAUAAAUUGGAUAUUGUGAGCGUACCCUUCGCCGACAAUUCCGGGAAUCCCGGAUUAAUUUCAAUUAUGGAAAAUUUGUUUAAUGUGAGUGAUACAUCGCCUGGAGUGACUAAAUAUGAGACGUUAAAAACAUUAAUUCGACUGAUUGGCAGACAAUGGCUCGGGGGAUCUGUCAAUUCUCAGAAUUGGACUGACGUAUGGAUUUUAGAAAGUUCAUUAAUUGAUCUUCAGCAUUAUUUUGUUAAAAAAAUAGACACUACAUUUAAUCAUACAACAUUUUUAUUAGACGUUCAACUUGAAGCUUUUGAAUCAGACGGCUACAGUGUCUCACAAUCCCUGAAAUCAAAAGUUAAUCCAGAAUAUUUGGAAGCUUUUCACCCGGAAGAAUUAUAUUACCGCGGUGCAUGUCUUUUACAUAUGUUGCAUGGCGUGUUGAAGCAAAAUGACUCUAGAACUGGCUACAGGAAGUUCGUUUCACGGUGGUCGAAUGGAAAUGGUGACGUCAAUUCAUUUCUUGAAGCUAUGACCAACAAUGAUGAUGAUAAUGAUAAUCCAGACAGUGUCUCUCUUAUAAAUGUAAUGGAGUCCUGGAUCAAUAGUCAUGGAUAUCCAGUUGUGUUUAUCAAUCGUGAUUAUAAAACAGCAACUGCUAAAAUUACUCAAAGUCGCUUUAGAUUUGACAAUCGAACAUUGGAUGACCAAAAACCUUGGCACAUACCGCUUACUUGGGCGACAAUUGACAAAAAAAAUUGGACGUCUCCAUCAUUAAUUUGGAUAAAUCCCGAUAAUAAAGAAACUGUAUUAGACAAUGUAGGACACCCUGAAUCAGAUGUUGAAGACAGAGAAAACUGGGUAAUCUUUAACGUAAACUCUUUAGGUUACUUUCGAGUUAACUACGACGAUAAGAAUUGGGAAUUGAUAGCAAAAGCUUUAGAGGAUAAUCCAGCUAUUUUUCCUUCCGCGGUAAAAGCUUCUUUGGUAGACGAUGUUUUAAGUUUAGCUUUUGUGGGAUCAACCGUACCUUCGUAUCUGCGUGAGACACUUCUCUGUACUUUUGCUAAGCUCGAGGAUCAACUUGGAUGGGAAUGGUGGCUGGAUAAAUUAGGAAACAUCACAAAACGUGAUACUGACAGAAAUUCAUUCUUGUCCUCUUUGGCUUGCUUCCAAGUACCCUGGAUGUUACAAGCAGUUUUGAAUGAAAUAGUUAAAGGAGAAAUAGUUGAUGAACAGGACGCUUUGAUUAUUCUUAAGGCUUUUGAUGAUCAUCCAGUGUCUGCGCAAGUGGCUUUUAAAUUUGUUCAAAAUAAUUGGCUGGAAAUAAUGAAGAAAUAUAAAAAGUCUUAUCCUAUUUUGCGAGCUUUUGUUGGAUCUGUAGGAAGUGGAUUUACUAAUAACAAGGAUCUUAUUGAUUUUCAAAAUUUCCGAAAUGAAAAUUACGAAAGCUUGAAACCAGUUGGCUAUAUCACUGCGUUCGUAGAAGCUAGAGGUACAUCCUGGAUAUCAUUUUUAAAUAAUUCACUUUCAGAUUUUGAAGAAACGAUCGGCAGAUUUAAAGAUUGA
Cotesia congregata is the source of this 3327-nucleotide messenger RNA. Lineage: Eukaryota; Metazoa; Arthropoda; Insecta; Hymenoptera; Braconidae. The record is from the annotation of a GenBank genome assembly.